CUUCGGGAGUGAAGUUUCGUUGUAAAGUGUUUGUCACGUGGGCUUCAUCGACGUAACUAACCAAAAAGAUUUCAAUUCCAUUCGAUCGUGAUCGCGAAAAUAAUGUAUUCCUCUAACUAAAAUAACCGAAACUGUUGGUGGAAGGGAAGUGUCAGUUGUUGUGAGGGGGAAACUAUAGCAGAGAACUUCGAUGAUCGGAAUGACGACUUAAUCGCGAGAGAGGAGAGGCCAUCUAGAAUGGUUCUGACCGUGACUGAGGACACACCAGCAGACAUGCUGGCCGGAAGUAUGGAGCUUCUGGUCCAGUUACCUCGGGAACACCACCAUCAGACGCAGAGAGUCACGGUGCAAAGAAGCACACCGAUGAUGGACCUCCUGGUGCAGAUAGUCACUGCUCAUAAACUGUCAGCCUCGAGUUACACCUUGCAAGCGAUUGGAGAGCGUGGAAUGGUCCUACCUCAUCAACCCAACACACCCAUUGGCGCAUUAGAUGCUCUACAGGUGAAGCUGCUACCAAAACAGGGGACUUUCAUCCCCCAAAAGACGAAACAGGCCAACCAACCGUUCGAGACCACUUUCAGGUUGCAGCAGGUGCAUCUGCCCAGGAAUCAGCUGUACGUGUCCAGAGUCAGCCCAAAGAUGAACCUAGGCGAGAUUCUGGACGAAGUCUGCCGCGAGAAGAAUUUGGACAGGAAUAAAUACGAGUUGCGUCAUCCAGCGAAUUUGGAAGAGACGUUGGACCUGUCUCUGUCCCUGCAGGACUACCACCUCCAGGAAGUGACACUUUACGCGAAACAGGGGCGAACUCUAGGCGCUGCCCUAAGCACGCAGGACAUUAUGGCUUUGCAGAGGCAGGAGGAGCGACGGAGGCAGCAGGCGAAGCAGGGUGUCUUUGGAUUCGUGUUCAAGAAGUCCAAAGAGGGCUCUUUGAGCACUGACAGCCUAGGUGGGCGGAGUGCGUCGCCCGCGAGGAGCGACGAGACUGGGAGGAGCACCAGCCCACUGUACCCACCCACACGACCGCAGAGGAAGCGGAGACCAGCGCCCAAACCGCCUGUCCAGACCCAGCCGGAAGUCAGCAACAGUUCUGAAGAGAAUGCUGGAGAUUCUGGAAAGGAGAAGGUGGUGAUCAGCCACAGUCGCAACAGCAGCGACAGUUCUGGCUAUCACGAGGCUUCUGUUCUGAGUGAUAAUCCUGAUUCCGCUGGGAGGCUUCCGGAGACGUUGCCCAGGAGGAACAGGGUGCCUCCUGAGUCUCCCAGGAAGCUGGCUCAUACGUCACAGUCCAGCAAGAGCCUUGGCAACCUGGCCACCGUUUCUGGUACGCUUUCACGUGGAAUUAGCAGCACCUCGUUGAGCUCUACAGGUCUCCGUAAGAAAAGGGCGGCGCCACCUCCCCCGAUAACAAGACCCCUGUCCUCAGCUAUGUCUACGCAAGCGUUGGAACGCAUCGUGGACUCUGAGGAGUCCUUGACCUCCGACAUGGACCCUUCCAAGCCUCCAUCGGACAUUGGAGUGCCGUCCAAAGCAAACUCGGACAUUGGAAUGACCACCGUGGCCCCGAACCUGUUACCAACUGCCUCGAACAUUGACCAAAAGGUCCCCAAAUCCGAUCUGGACCCUUAUCGAAGAUCCGGAUCCAUAAAUAUUAAGUUACCGACCGUCGGAACGGGGGAUCCCGUAGAAGACACCCUCGUAGACGCUAGAGCACCCAGAAAACGAGUUGGCCAACCAAUGCCGGUAGCUAAAUGUAGAAAAGCUUUGGCCAGGCCUGUGGCGCCCCGACGCCAUCUGGCGGCGUCUAGUAGCGUCCCGGACACCUCCAGUAAAUUAGACUCCUCGCCAAGCUCUCCUCGACGUCCCGACGCCGGAAUUCUCGACGAAAAAGGAGCAAAAACAAAGAGAAGUGACUGUUUCGAGGACACGGUGGUGGAUUCCGAUGCGAACAAAAUGGCGGCGGAAGCUAGAAGAGUCCAGAAGAAUUCCAAUUCGAAAAUUGACGCUGUGGUGAUCUCUACGAUACCAAAAUGCGAGCAUUUGCAAUCAUUGACGAACGAACAGCCGCCAUUGCAGUUGGGGGAAGGCAAAAUGGCGCGGGAUACGAAGAUGGAGGGUGGAGAGAACGACCAUAAGAGGGUUAGGAUUCCCCGAACUGCGUCGAAGUCAAACGAUUUUGAAACGAACACUUUGGAGAGACAGAAGCGCCAUCUGACGUCCUCCGAGGACAUUACGUUUGCUUUGAAUAUCAACGUGGCGUCGAAUUUUGGGGACCAACGUGAGGGCGUGGGUGGAGGAGAUCGAAAUCGAGGAUCAGAUGCAAAUCUCUUAGAAACGGACAUGCUGCUGCAGAAGGUGUCAGCCACCCUGUCUCACGCUCUGCCACACCCAGUCUCGAACACUGUACCUGUCGAUGGAGUCUGCCCUGAAGAAACAAACCUAGAAGCAUCGACCAUUUCCAAAGAAAAGGAUUCCUUUGACUCGAAGAGUCCCACGAACGAAGAUUCGAAGCAAAACGACUAUGUAGUGAUGACCAGCACUCCAAAUUUGACUGUAAAUUCCCAGGACACGUCGGACUACGUGUCAGCUGGCGAUGAGGACCUGGUGGAGUGGGAGUACCAGCUUCCAGCACCGCCCACUGCCUUCAGAGACGCUUCCCCUGUCUUCGACAGUUCCCAAACCCUCGUUUCGUCGACCCAGUCUUAUGGGAAUCCCACUACUGAGGCAGAGAAGCCUGAAACUUCAGCUAAAAGGAGGGGCCCUAGGAGUACUUUGACAGAAGAAGAACUUCUGAAAGAGGAAUCUAAAGAAAAAGUGGAAGAACAUGAGAGAUUGGAGACACUACAACGUGUCAAGAGUGAAGAUAAACCUGACACUUCGGAUACACUAGAAAGGGACCCUAGAAACUCGUUUGAAACAGUGGAAGGCCUCCUGGAAGAGAAGUCCGAAGAGAAGAUGAAGAAUCCUGAAAAAUUGGAGGAUAACUCGAGGCUGGAAGCGCCCCAAGCUUUCAAAAAUCCCAGAACCGAGAAGAAACCUAACAUUUCAGUUAAAAGGGACCUUAGGAACUCCUUGGUAGCGUCAGAAGAGGGUCUCUUGGAAGAGAAGUUUAGGGAAAAGCUUAAGAAACGUGAAAGAUUGGAUGGUGAUUCGAGGUUGGAAGUCUCCCAGACCUUCAGAAAUCCCAAUACUCGUGAAGACCUGUUGGAGAAUGAAUCCAGGGAGAAAAUAGAGCAAAAUGAAAGACUGGAUCGUCAGUUAAGGUUGGAAGCGUCCCAGUGUCUCAGAAGUCCCAACAUUUCAGAUGAAAAGGACCCUAAAACUCCACCGAAGACGCCAGAGAACCUGUUGCAGGAGGAGUUGAAGAAAGAAAUGGAGAAACGUGAGAGAUUGGGUGACAAUUCGAGGAAGGAGCCAAACUUUGACUCGUCGACGCCCAGGGUUGCUCCCACGGACAACACUCUGUCGAAUUUCACUAUUACCACCUACACAGGCCAGCAGGAUCGAUUCCUAGAGUCCAAGAUGGAGGAUUCUAGCGACUACCAGGAGAAGAAGAGUCAGGAGCCGAAACCAAAGACCAAAGAGCUGUUAAAUAGGUCCAGCAAUGUUCAGAGGUCCAAGAGCCACGUGCCUGUGUGGGACAAGUCCAAAUUCCAAGGGAAUGGCGCUGACUUUAGGGGUCUGGUGGACAUGAACAACCCGGGGACGAGGUCUAAUGGUUUGAACGUCACCAGGAACAAUGAGAAGUUCUCACAGUGGAGAGACAACAGCUUGAAGCGACAGGGAGAACCCACCAAAGAGAAACAGCUGCAAUCUUUGCAGGUACUGAAAACCAUUUUGCCGCAGUUGAAAAAUGCUCAACAGGCGGAGGAAAAUGUGCCCAAAGAAUCCGACGAUACAGUAUUAUCAGAGAAAACAAGAUCAAAGAUGGCCGCCACAGAUUCUAACGGCGACCUUUUCAGAGGACCGAUCGACGAAAAGAGCGAUUCCAAACGAUCGUCAGAGCCGAUAUCGAAGCACUAUACUUACGCAGGCCCGCCCGCGAUCAUUCUAGGCAGCUGGUCAGAGCGUCAGCCCGCAAACGUGCAAAUAAAAAUGGACACGGACUAUAAAUUAGGCUCGAACGAGAUUGCUCCGACCAUAACUAGCUCAAGAACCGAGUUGAACCACGAAGACAGUCGCAAUCGGCGUGGAAACACCGAAAAGAACAACGGAUUCCAUGGGAAGAGUGGGUCCAAAGACCUGGCCAAGAAGCUCAUAGCUCACACGACGCCAUUGGGCUUCAAAAAGCCGCAUAAUGACGACGACAGGCCAAUGGUGACUGCAGUCGAGCUGAAGAAGAGUUUCGCGGAUGAUAAGCAGGACGACAACGUGAUAGACACGUCCCCGAUGAAUUUUAAGCAGCUUUCUAGGGUCUUCGGGCAGGAAGUUUGCCUUCGAUCGAAACCUAAGCGAUUGGAGGCAAAUUCGAGGAAAGAAAAUGAACCUUCGAAGGGUUUCAACGCGUUCACAGAGUCGAGGAACGGUGACCAGAGAUCUGGGUUGCCCACGAUGCCUGUGAUCACUGGAGUGACCCUGAAGAGCGCUAGAUCGAAGUCUGCGGUGGUCCAGGACUCGAGGGACGCGUUGUUAGAGUCUAUACGCAACUUUGGGGGCCGAGAAAAUCUGAAGAAUGCCAUGGAAAGAUGCUGAACGACCUGGGGGCCUACAAAGUGUUGCGAAAAACGGAUAUUUUAGAGUAUUCAGGGACUUUUACUUCCACGGCAUCCGGAAGGAAAAUGGCGACCUGUCGUGUGGCCCUAGAGGCAACAAAUUAGCGAUGGGUGGGGAUUUAUUUAUGUAUCUUUUGCUCUAUCCUGUUUUAGACGCGAUUCCAAGCGUUUAUUGUAAAGUCGAGCAUAAUUUAGGUUGUAAAGGGAUAAUUGUCUGGAAUGACUCAAUAUGGCCGAUGGGCAGCUACAGGAUCAAGUCAUUCUCGUGUAAAUAUCGCGUGUAAAAAGUCAAUUUUCCCGCCAAUCGUGUCCAAAUAGUCAUCGAGUUUGCUCAUUGCGCCACGCAGAUUUUAACCGUUAAGUUUUCCCUCCAUUUUGUUCUCCGACCGUCGGGUUUCAAGCAAGAACGUAGCCAGAGAAUGGCGAAAAUUCUAGAUUAAAUUCCAAUCAACGAUCGUGUAUAAUAUUUAAAAAACAAUGGAUGUAAAAUUAAAUUCUCACAAUUUGCAAUUAACCAAAAAAAUGGCUACGCUCUUGUUUUCGAGUCUCUAAUCCUUACAAUUAGCGUUAAGUAUCUAUCAGUGGGACCAAAGGUGAUAUCUUCUACUUUCUUAAGCAUAACUAUGGAUUACUAUGUUUCUUUCUUUUUUUUUUUUUCUCCGAGAAACAAUGUCUGUUAUUGUUAGAAUCGAAGAAACUGCGAUGAAGUUUCAAAAGAAAUGGGG
Messenger RNA from Colletes gigas, 5434 nucleotides. Its product is annotated as cordon-bleu protein-like 1. Gene Ontology annotation, molecular function: actin monomer binding. The transcript has 13 exons. Bases 238 to 4689 code for a protein of 1483 amino acids. Lineage: Eukaryota; Metazoa; Arthropoda; Insecta; Hymenoptera; Colletidae. The record is from RefSeq and is a predicted model, not a curated record. Gene Ontology annotation, biological process: signal transduction.